This is a messenger RNA of Arachis ipaensis, 968 nucleotides long. NCBI's taxonomy places the organism in Eukaryota, Viridiplantae, Streptophyta, Magnoliopsida, Fabales, Fabaceae. The record is from RefSeq and is a predicted model, not a curated record.
CUUAACAUGCACGAAUCCUUUUCUCCUUCGCCUCUUCUCCUUCGACCGGUUAGUCUCCGCCGUAGCCGGCACCAGAGCAGGCAACUGGCACUGCAGUUUCGUAGCUGCCACCACCACCACAAGCGCGUCACGCCACUGCUCUGUUCUGCCAUCCGCGGUUCUGCCGUCCGCCUUUUCUACCCGUGACCCAGCUCUGUUCUUCUCCGUUCUCUGGGUACCCUCAAGAGCAAGAUGACUGAAAACAGUAAUAUUGAAGCAGCAGGGAUGUCCGCUAGCACUCAACCAUCUUCUCCAUCGUCAGGUGUUUGUAAGAAUCGGUCAGCUGUCUGGGAUCAUUUUGAUGUAGAGAAUGCUACCAAGAAGAAGGCUAAAUACAAAUAUUGUGGUAGCUUAAUACAAUAUGGGAAUGGAACCAGCUCAAUGGGUGGUCAUUUGAGAAGAUGCAAGCAAAAUCCUAAUAAUGAUUCGAACAAAAGAAGAAAAACAACGACCACACCGACUAUAGAUGAGCAUGGUGUUUUAAAUUCACCCAGUGCUUCCAAAUUUGACCAAGAGGAGGCUCGAAGGGCACUUGUGGAAAUGUUUAUUGGGGAAGAGCUACCAUUUCGCUUUGUUGAAAGCCUGAAAUUCCGAAAAUUUGUACAUGCCCUACAAGCAAGAUUCAAAGUUCCUUCACAGACUACAUUAGCACGUGACAUUGGAGCUCUUUAUGCUGAAGAGAAGAUGAAGUUGCAAGAUUUUCUUUUGGCAAAUUGUGGUAGAGUACGUCUAACCACUAACACUUGGACUUCAAUUCAAAAUUUUACUUAUAUGAAUUUGACAGCACACUUUGUUGAUUUUGAUUGAAAAUUAUAUAAAAAAAAAUACUUAAUUUUUGUCAAGUGACAAGUCAUUCAGGAGAGGUUAUAGGAGCAACAAUUGAAUCUUGUUUAAAUAAUUGGAAUUUGAAUCGGGUCUUUAGUGUGACA